This is a messenger RNA of Nematolebias whitei (Rio pearlfish), 1110 nucleotides long. It is a transcript of the gene bdkrb1, whose product is annotated as bradykinin receptor B1. The coding region runs from base 1 to 1110 and encodes 369 amino acids. Gene Ontology annotation, molecular function: bradykinin receptor activity. The record is from RefSeq and is a predicted model, not a curated record. The transcript has a single exon. NCBI's taxonomy places the organism in Eukaryota, Metazoa, Chordata, Actinopteri, Cyprinodontiformes, Rivulidae. Gene Ontology annotation, biological process: G protein-coupled receptor signaling pathway; neutrophil chemotaxis; inflammatory response. Gene Ontology annotation, cellular component: membrane.
AUGGAGCAACUUACUUCAGUAACUAUAGCAUCAGUCUGGCCUGCAAACAGCAGCAUUGUCCCCUCAUUUGACCCAUCAGAGUCUUCAGCCUCCACAGAAUGGGAACUGAUCCACACCAUCCUCCCCCCUUACAUCUUCAUCAUAUCCUUGUUAGGGCUUCUCUUCAACGGCUUUGUCCUGGCAGUUUUUGCAGCCCAACGAGAUCGACUGACUGUACCGGAGCUAUAUUUAAGCAACCUGGCACUGGCUGACUUUCUUCUGCUCUGUGGCCUCCCUUUUUGGGGAACAUACAUCCUGAACAGGUUUAACUGGUCUUACGGCGAUGCUUUAUGCAAACUAGUCAACUCCAUAAUUGGCAUCAAUUUCUACACCAGCAUCUACACCCUGGUCAUGAUUAGCAUUGACCGCUACCUAGCUCUUGUGAAAACCAUGAAAGCUAGAUGGCUAAGACGGACACUUUAUGCCAAGGUGAUCUGCUUCAUCAUAUGGCUGCUGGGGAUCUUGUUGAGCACGCCAACCAUAGUUCACAGAAAGGUGAAGUUCAUGGAGGAGUUCGAAACAACGUCCUGUGUUCUGGAUUAUGCUCAUGAAAGUUUUUGGAAGCUUGCCCAUCAGAUUCUAAUGAAUGUAGUGGGCUUUGUGCUCCCUGUUCUGGUUAUUGUUUUCAGCAGCUGGAAUAUAAUCAAGGCUUUGGCUCGUAGGACGGAAAGUGGAGGCUUUCAUGACGCCAAUGACACAAAGGCCACAGUUCUUGUAUAUGCUGUUACACUGUUAUUUUUACUGUGUUGGACUCCCUUCCAAGUAUUCACUUUCCUCGACACGCUUUGCGAUGUCAAAGUGUUGGAUGAGAUGUUGUGGUUUCACACUCUCAACAUAGGAGGACAAGUUUCUGCAUAUUUGGCCUUUCUCAACAGCACCCUGAACCCUCUGGUCUAUGUAUUUUCCGGACAGUACUUUAGGAAGAAAGUUAGCGUCAUUUAUAGAAGAGCUAGACAUCAGCGCAGAGGGUCAGACAUGACUACAUAUCAGCGUUCAGUUGUAUCCACUUACUUAAACAGAACAGAGCAAAUUAAGCCAGUGGUCAUUUUUAACACAAAGGAUCAAAUGUGA